AAAGUUAAAAAAGUAAAACACAUAAAAUUAAGCAACGCAUUAGAUCAAGCACCAGAAAAAGAUAAUAAACAAAUUUCAAAUAUUACAUCCGAAGUUAUUGCAAUAACAAGUAAAGAAGAUAAUUCAAUAUUUAUUUAUGACCUUAGAAAUGGUGUCCUUUUAGCCACCUUUAAUAGUAGUUCAAGUGAACCAAAUGGAUUUUGUGUAGUUGGUAAUGAAUAUUUUGCUACAUCUCAAUCACAAAAACCAAUGAUUCAUUUGUACAGUUGGAAAAAAGAUCAACCAAUUUAUAAAACUCCACUUCAAGAAAAAUCUGGACCAAUUUGUUCAAGUUCCGAUGGCAGUUAUGUUGCAAUGGGUACACCAAGUGGUGUUGUUUACCUUUGGGAAGUCGCCACAGGUACAUUGUUAAGAAUGUGGGAGGCUCACUACAAUAAAAUCUCAUGUCUUACAUUCACCAAAGACGAUUUCUAUUUAAUUACAGCCGGUGAUGACGGUAUCAUAAAUUGUUGGAGUUUUGACCAUAUUUUAGAUAGAGAAGUUUCACUUAUCAGAGCUAAAAACUCAUUCUCUGAUCAUUCUUUAGGUAUUACAUCGUUAUAUAGUGGUUUUGGUGGCUCAAAUUCACGUCUUUUCUCCGCCUCUUUAGAUAGAACUGUUAAAAUAUGGGAUAUGGUCACUGGUGCCUGUAUAAAUUCAAUCAUUUUCCCAACCUUUUUAACCUCAAUAGUUUUAGAUUCAACAGAAACAACUCUUUAUGUUGGUGGUGGCAAUGGUAUAAUUUAUCAAAUAGAUUUAAUUCAAUUAAAUAGUGGUUCAUUAUUAAAUAAUAGUAUCGCAAAUAACAGCAACAAUAAUAGCAUUAAUGAAAAAUCUUUCACCUCAGAAAUCGAUAAUAAUAACAAUAAAAGAAAAACAUUCACCGGUCACACAAAAGCAAUUAGUUCAUUAUCAUUAUCAAUCGAUGGAUCAUUAUUAAUUUCAGGUUCAAUUGAUGGUGUUUGUAAUAUUUGGGAUACUUUUAGUCGUCAAACUGUCAGAUCGAUUGCCAAUACAAUUAAAGGUGGAAUCUCGUCAUUAUUUGUUAUGAUGAACCCAAUCGAUCAAUUAAAUUUCAAUGCUAAUGGUAUAGUCGAUAAUAAGAAAUUAAUGGAUCCAUUACAACCUUUCGAAAAGUACUCUGCAAAUACCAUUGAAAGAACCAGUGUUCCAAUGAAAUUAAAAGAUAUUCAAGUUGAUAAUCAUUUGGAUUAUCUUCCAACUGUUUCAAAUUUACAAAUAAGAAUCGAAAGUACUCAAUCUACAAAUGACGAAAUUAUAAAUAUUACAAAUCAAGAAACUAAUAGUAAAAUUAAUGAAUUAAAUAACACUAUUCAAGAUUAUGAAAAACAAGUUGCUCAAUUAAAGAAAAAUAUUGAAGCUUUAACAAAAAAUAAUGAAAAUCUUAAAUUAACUAAUGAAAAAUUAACAAAUCAAUUUAUUCAAUUUAAACAACAACAAGAAUCAAUUACUAAUAAAAAUAAAAAUAAAAAACAACAACAACAACAACAACAGCAACAACCAAAAAAAGAAAUUUUAGAAGAUGAAGAUGAUUUAGAAAUUAUUGAAGAUCAAGCCGAAAUUAAAAGAAAGGAACCAAAA
Messenger RNA from Dictyostelium purpureum, 1641 nucleotides. RefSeq lists its product as uncharacterized. Gene Ontology annotation, molecular function: protein binding. Gene Ontology annotation, cellular component: nuclear pre-replicative complex. The annotation marks the transcript as partial. NCBI's taxonomy places the organism in Eukaryota, Evosea, Eumycetozoa, Dictyosteliales, Dictyosteliaceae. The record is from RefSeq and is a predicted model, not a curated record. The transcript is spliced from 2 exons. Gene Ontology annotation, biological process: rRNA processing; DNA-templated DNA replication.